Messenger RNA from Phragmites australis (common reed), 1996 nucleotides. RefSeq names its product phenolic glucoside malonyltransferase 2-like. The transcript has 2 exons. Lineage: Eukaryota; Viridiplantae; Streptophyta; Magnoliopsida; Poales; Poaceae. Bases 190 to 1590 code for a protein of 466 amino acids. The record is from RefSeq and is a predicted model, not a curated record.
AAAAAGCUGCACGCCACGCCAAGCCACGCCACGGCCGGCUAUAGUAGAUAGGCCGCGUGCGAUCGAGCCAGGCGCCAUUUCACUUCUCCUCGCGAAGGCCUCUGCUUCAAUUAAAUUCGUAGUGCUACAAGAGCUAAACAUCGAUCAGUUUCUAGCUGCAAGCGCAAACCGAUCUUCUGCGAUCGAUCGAUGGGCGAGGCCAACGUCUCCGGCGCGCCACCAGCCGUCGCCUCGGUGCGCGUGCUCGCCGUGUCCCGCGUCGUGCCGGAGCCGGCGGGGCGCACCGCGGGUGAAGGACCUGUGAAGCUGUCCUUCUUCGACACGCCGUGGGUCGUGCUGCCGCCGAUCCAGCGGGUGUUCCUGUACGAGCUACCCGGCGCCGACGAGUUCCCGGCGGUGGUCAGGCGGCUCAAGGAGUCCCUCGCUGCAACGCUCGCGCUCUACCUCCCGCUCGCCGGGAAGCUUGCGUACGUGCCAGAGACCGGCGACGUCGUCGUGGACUGCGCCGACCCCGGGGUGGCCUUUGUCGAGGCCGAGGCGGCCGAAGGCAGCGACAUGGACGUGCGGCGGCUCGCGGGCAACGAGGCGCACGACAUCCCGGCGUUCCUCGCCCUGGUGCCGGAGCUCGACGCCAAAGUGCUCCCGGCUCCCGUGCUGCUCGUGCAGACCACGAGGCUCGGCGGCGGCCUGGCGCUCGGCCUGUCCGUGCUCCACGCCGUCGCCGACGGCCAGGCUGUAUGGAGGUUCAUGGGCGCGUGGGCGGCCGCCUCCCGCGAGGGCUCGCCUGUGACCAAAUCCCUCGGCCCGCCGCACUACAGCCGGGACGCCAUCAACGUUCCCGGCGGCGACGAGUUCGCGCGGGAGAUGCUCAAGAAGGUCGCGCCCAAUCUUCCCGUGGCCAACGCGAUGGGCUAUGACUUCAGCCAGCGCUUCCGGCUGGCGCGCCGGACAUUCUACCUCGCCGCCGACGACAUCCGGUCGCUGAAGCGGCACAUCGACGCGCUCGCCUUGGCCGAGAACGCCGCCGGAGACAAUGAGGCGCCCAUCAGCUGCAAGCCGGUGUCGACGUUCGUGGCGCUGUCGGCGCUGGGCUGGACGGCGUUCGUGCGGUCCAAGGGCCUCGCCUCCGGGGACGACACGUACCUCAUGUUCCUGGCCGACCUACGCGCUCGCCUCGACCCGCCCGUCGGCGACGGCUACCUCGGCAACUGCAUCAAGGGCUGCCUCGCGAGCGCCGACGCCGGGGACCUCCUCGGAGAGCGCGGGCUCCUGCACGCGUCGCGGGCGAUCCAGGCGGCGGUGGCGGAGAUGGAGGCGGCGCCGCUGGCGGGGACGGAGCGGUGGAUCGAGCGGGUGAUGACGCUGCCGUUUGCGCGGCUGGCGAACGUGGCGGCGAGCCCGCGGUUCCGCGUCUACGAGGCGGCGGACCUCGGGUUCGGGCAGCCCGCGCGCGUGGAGCUGGUGUCGAUGAACCACGACGGGGAGAUGGUGCUCGUCGGCGGCCGGCGCGACGGCGAGGUGCAGCUAUCCGUGUCGCUCGACCCCGCCCGCAUGGACGCGUUCAAGGCGCACAUCCUCGCCAUCGAUUGAUGGGUCUAUCUCCCCCGCUGCUAGCUAACUGCAACGCGCUGGGAAUCAAGAACGCCAUGGGCAGACGUGAACCAUACAGGUCAUAAGAAGUUCUACAAGUACCCAACAACUAUUUUGCCGUUUAUCUAUUUUUUCAAUCAAUUGUUUCGAUAGUAAAAAAGAUCGAUGGAGAUCAGUCCUAAACUGUCUGCUUGGUUAUUCAUAAUUUGGGAAAAUUAAGGAUUGGCGACAGAAGCUCUUUUGGAACAGAAGCUCGAAUGUUGUUUCAGACAUGAGAAACUGAUAGUAAGAAGGAGAGCAUGUGUUGUCGCCAUGCGCGUACGGGCUUGAUCGAUCGGCCGGACCAAUCAACGUACGCAUUCAUGUGUCGCCAUCUCAUGGCUCCACCUCCGGCGACUUACACGAC